GCCAGCGGCAGGGAUGCUGGGUUGCUAGGAGACAGGUGAAGAGAGAGGACCGAUGUGCAGAGGCGGGAAGCUCAGAUCCCUAUGUCGGAGCAGAACAGCACCAGUGAUGGGGAUGCGGAUCCCUAUCACAGCAUGUCUAUGCUCUUGCUACUUGUGCUGGUCUUCUUCAUCAUGGGACUUGUGGGGUUCCUGAUCUGCCAUGUCCUGAAGAAAAAGGGCUAUCGCUGCCGGACCUUUCGCGAUGAGCUAGACCUGGAGCACAAGGAGGUGCUGACGGAGCUGCAGGCCAACGAAGAGGAGGAGCUGAAUGAGGACACAGUGGAGAAGAUAGUGAGAUGUAUCAUUCAGAAUGAAGCAAAUGUGGAGGCCCUGAAGGAGAUGCUGGGGGAUGGUGAAGGGGAUGUGCCAGUGCCCAUGCUCAGCCUUUGUCCACAUCGUAACAGCCAGGAUGGGGGCCUACCACAUCACCACACAGUGCACCUGGGCUCCACGCACGCACCAUGCAUUCACUGCAGCAAGAGGAAGAGACCCCCACUGCACCGCCAAGGCAGAUCCAAGGAUGGCAAAGGCAAGAUGCAUCCAAGAGAGACCACGGUCUUCUCCGUGGGCAGGUUUCAUGUGACCCACAUUGAGAAGAAGCCCGUUUUCCCAGAGCAGCAGGAUGUGUCACUUCCUGAUGGCAGCAAGGAAGCUGGUGACAGAGACCCGGCAGCCCACAGCAAUGAACAGCUCCAUCAGGAGGGUCUGCAAAAUGGAACCAUCCAGACGGAGGGUUGUCCAAAUGGAACAGGCCAAAGGGAGGAUUCUCCCAAUGCACCAGUCAAGGCAAAUGCUCCCACCAAUGGGCCAGUGGGGAAGAGGUUCGGUAAGACAGGCUCGCUGCAGGACCUUGACCUCCAAGACCUUGCCCCAGGGAAUGGACGUGACCAAAGCAAGGGGGAGGGGCUUCAGGGCCCAGGAAUGCAGGGUGCUGGAGCCCCUGCAGACUUGCAGGAGGAGGUGAAAUGGGCUGAGCCACACAAUGCCCUGCAGGAGGAGGCUGUGCCAGGGGCAGCUAAUGAAACAGCAGACGUUAAAGGGGGCCAAGGUGUGCAAGAAGGAAUCCGAGCUGCCAUGGCGGGAAACAAGGAUGCCAACAGGAAAGAAUCCAGAGUGGAGGACAUAGGGCAACAGGAGCAGAACUCUGCAGCGCAGGACCCAGGAGUGACUGUGUGACCUCUCUCUGCUUCCACGCAGACACAACCAUCCCAAGGCGGGCUCAGCGCGAGGAGCCAGCAGGGCCCUAGCGGGGACAGUAGAGGCGAGCCCUGGCCCAGAAGAGCUAAACUGCGCUUGGCAUGGCCAGAGCGACGCAUGGACACGCGGCUUCAUUAAACAAAUGACUGUACUUGG
This is a messenger RNA of Mauremys reevesii (Reeves's turtle), 1392 nucleotides long. It is a transcript of the gene RELL2, whose product is annotated as RELT like 2. Lineage: Eukaryota; Metazoa; Chordata; Testudines; Geoemydidae. The record is from RefSeq and is a predicted model, not a curated record. The coding region runs from base 82 to 1215 and encodes 377 amino acids. The transcript is spliced from 8 exons. Gene Ontology annotation, biological process: positive regulation of p38MAPK cascade; positive regulation of cell-substrate adhesion.